Messenger RNA from Musa acuminata subsp. malaccensis (wild Malaysian banana), 1859 nucleotides. RefSeq names its product protein WVD2-like 4. Lineage: Eukaryota; Viridiplantae; Streptophyta; Magnoliopsida; Zingiberales; Musaceae. The record is from RefSeq and is a predicted model, not a curated record. Gene Ontology annotation, molecular function: microtubule binding.
UUUUGUACUCUUGCCAUCGAGCACAGGGAGAGUGAAGUGGUGGUUGCAGAGCGGAGAGCGGAUCCGAGGCUGCCGACGACGAAACUAGGGUUUCCGGGAGGGGCGAGAGAUCGGGACUCCGAUCGAUCUCAAAGAGGAGUGGGUUUCGGAGCCCGUUGAAUUGAAUUUCGGAGGUUUGGUCUCACCGGGCGGGUACGGAUAAUCGCCGCUCACCUCCCCGUCACACGGAUCGGCCGCGUCCCCUCUGGAUCCCUCGCUCUCCGACGAACCCGAUCGAGCUCUGCAGUAGGAUUUGCUUCAAGUGCCAGAUGCAUAUGAUGAAAUCGAAGAUGAAGUAGAAUUGAAUUCGAUGUACUGUUGCAGAGUUCAAACCUAGAGAUGGAUUCAGGUGGAGGAGUCGAAUCGGAGCUCAAUAAAGGAGCGGUGGAGAAGGCUCCAGAGGCCAAUGGGUUCAACGAGAACGAAGUCACCGAGAAUGGAGCCGAUGCGGUUCGCAUCGACAGUGGCUCCGACGGUACGUCGAAGGUUGAAGCUCCUGAUUCUUCUGGAGAUGGCGAUGAAGCGCCAACUUCUGCCGCCGAGAACAAAGCGCCGUCCAAUUCUUCCGAGUGGGGAGAUGGAUCUGAUGGAAAAGAUGAUAUCAAGAAGACGCAGAAAAAUUCUGGUGCUCUGAAUGCUUCCUUGGCUGAGUCUCAGAAGAAAAGGAAUGUUAUGUCGCAGAGUUCGUCAUUUCCUCCCAAGGGUUCCCUUGCCGAUAAUUCGCGCAGGAGCACAACAUCUACAAAGCAGUCUAGAGUUGCAUCCUCAAUCACAAAUGGUGAUGUCGUUGUUAAGCGUUCUGCAGCAAUUGCUCAGAAAACAUUGUCCGUCAAUACUGACUCGGCGGCGGAGGCAACCAUAAAUGGCACAUCUGCUGAAGAUGCACAGUCAAAUGAUAGCAAAACAAAGCCCUCGGGAAGCCCGUUGCCAGCCGGAAAAGAGGAUGAUGCCCACUCCACAUCCUCAAGUUCACCACGUGCAAGAAAGAGCGCUGGUUGUGGUUUCAGCUUCAGGUUGGAUGAGCGUGCCGAGAAACGCAAAGAGUUUUUCAUGAAGCUUGAAGAGAAGAAUCAUGCCAAGGAACUGGAAAAGACUAACCUGCAGGCAAAAUCCAAGGAGAAUCAAGAGGCCGAGAUCAGACGGCUAAGGAAGACCUUGACCUUUAAAGCCACUCCAAUGCCAAGCUUUUAUCAGGAACCUGGUCCUCCAAAAGUUGAAUUGAAGAAGAUCCCUCCGACGCGCGCUCGAUCACCAAAGCUCGGCCGUCGCAAGCAAUCCGUUUCUGCAGCAGAUGGUUCUUCAGAAGUCGGUACCUCCAGCUCAACCAAACCGAGUGAUGGUGCCGCAAGCAGCAAGGGGAAUGCAGCCUUUCCAAAGAAGCCAAAGCAAAAGUUACUCUCCAAGCUUCCAUCACAGAAAUCACCAACAGCAACAAAGCCUGAUGCAAAAUCUCUGAUGCCAGGAACUGAGAAGCCUGAGGUAGGAAACAGUUCCGCUGAAACUUGUGUUGCAGCGGAGCCGGCCUCUCCUGGGGACUCGGCUGAGGAAGGACAAACGAAUGGCGACCUCCCUGAAACUGAGGUCGCAGCUCAGGAAGUACCAGUACGGGGUUAACUGGUGGGUAGGGGCCUCCGGACCCUGUGCUGUAGUUUUGUUGUGGCCAUUUGUGAAUAGAGAGAACUGUGUGUUGCUUGAAAAGCAUGGUGUUGAUAUCGUCCUCUGAAGACUUUAUAUGAAUUAGGUCAUGUGUAUGGUUUCAACCUGUUUUGCCGUUUGAUUUAUGGUAUUACAUCAUGAGAUGGUGAUUAUUAUUAUCUCUA